GCAGAGAGAGGAACAGUGAAGGCACUUAAUCUGCAGCCAGCUGUAACCCAAAACCAUCCCCUCACCCUUCUCUCCAAUUAUGCGGAUCCAAACCCAUAGGCCCCUUCAGUCACCAAUGCUCCCCCAAAGCCCAGAGACAGCCACCUCUAGAUAAAACAAUAACUACUCUCUCAGAACGUUCUGACUAUUAGCUUGGCUCACCUUGGUCCAGGUCAAUGGGCUGACCUCUCCCAGCAUCUGCUUGUCAAGUUGGACUUCCCAGAUGUCACAGACACUGAUGAUAGGAGACAGUGUGCUCACUCUCCACAGCCCUAUACCCCCUCUCCCAGCCACACAUUCCACCCAACAAGAACUCUGCCCUCGUCUCACUCCCACCAGCCCCCAGUGUGGGGAAAGCAAGUGGGACUGAACAAUGCUGGUACCUGUUCACGGUCUCCCAAUAAGGAAAACAGAACCAUAUCCCGAAGCGUUACCAUGUUACUCAGUCAUUAAAGUACCCUGAGACAGACCGUGGUUACGUGUUCAAGGGGUAUCCAGGGUCAGUAUUGGUUUUGUUCCAGGGAGGAGACCCCCCCACAGGAGAAUGGCUGCGUUAGAGCAAUGGGGAUCUAUGACUGACCCCUAACAGCCCACUGGCACAAUCCAGCAGUGUCUCAGUUCAAGAGAGAGUCAAAGGGGAGAUUACAAACAGAUUCCCAACUGAGGUCACCACUCACUUGUAAUCGACACUCCGCCAUCUUCGAUGGCCCCGGGUCAAACACAGACAUGUGACUGAGGCAUCACUGAGAGAGCUUUCGGUCUCCUCACUGGGGGAGAGGGAGCCUGAGGAAAAGACAGAAUCCUUUACAGACUGCUCCAUGGUUAAAGAGUUGUGAACGCAGCCCAGUUCAUCACGAAAACCAACCUUCCUCCACUGACUCAGUCUACACUCACGUUGCCUUAAGAAAGCAGCCAACAAAAUCAGGGUCCUCCCUCCUCAGUUAUACUCCUCCACUCCCUUUCCAUUGGACAGCAGAUGCAAAAGUUGAAAAACAUGUAUCAACAUAUUUGCGAACAGUUUCUUCCCCAUUGUUAUCAGGCUUAUGACUGACCUCUCAUAGGUUAGAUCUUUCUCUGCACCUGCUCUGUAGCUGGAACACUAUAUUCUGGUCUAUUACCCUGACAUACUUAUUAGAUGAGAUUAGAUUCCCUACAGUGUGGAAACAGGCCCUUCAGCCCAACAAGUCCGCACUGACCCAGACUCAUUGCCCUCUGACUAAUGCACCUAACACUACAGGCAAUUUAGCAUGGCCAAUUCACCUGACCUGCACAUCUUUGGACUGUGGGAGGAAACCGGAGCACCCGGAGGAAACCCACGCAGACACGGGGAAAAUGUGCAAACUCCACACAGACAGACAGUCACCCGAGGCUGGAAUCGAACCUGGGACCCUGGCGCUGGAAGGCAGCAGUGCUAACUACUGAGCCACCUUGCCACACUUACGCAAGUUAUAAUUUGUCUGGUUUUGAACCUUCCAGCUCCUCCAAUCCCAGCUGGAAUGAAACUGAUGUUCAUCACCAACCUCCUGUUCCUGGUGGGGUUAGCAACAGCCAAAGGAGCCACCCCAAAACCGGGCACCGGCCCCCACCAUGCCAAGAGAGGGGAGACCAGCCGAGGGGCCAGGCCCUCAGCUGAGAGCCCAGGGACCAGUGGGUGCACCUACACCUUCAUUGUCCCACAGCAACAACUGACAGGCCCGAUCUGCCUGAACACCAGGAGCCCAGUGUCCCACAAUCACAGUGAGCUCCAGCUCAUACGCCAGGAGAUGAGGGAACAGCAGCAACAAAUCGAAGACCUGAGACAAAUGGUGGAGGUGGACGGGGACGUACUCAACGAGGUGAAGAUUCUGCGCAAGGAGAACCUCAUCAUGAACACCAGGGUGACCCAGCUCUACACCCAGUUACUGCACGACAUCGUUCAGAAGAAGGAUGACUCCCUGGAGGUUUCCCAGCUGGAGAACAUGGUGCUGAACGUCACAACCCAGGUACUGAAGCUCUCGAGCAAGUACAGGGAGCUGGAGCGCAAGUACAUGGCCCUCAGCUCACUCCUGAACAACCAGAGCCAGACCAUCAGACAGCUGGAACAACAGUACAGGCUGUGCGCUCAGGAACACCAGCAGAACCAGCAGCACAAACCCCAGGCACUAGGACAGCCACCACUCGUAGCUGUGAUACCCAACACUCAGAACGCCAGCAACAACUGGAGCAAGAGCUUGGCCUCGGGCAACGAAAUACUGAAGGAUCAGGAUUACAGCGUGGCACAGGACAGGCUGAAGAGGAGAGAGCAGUCACCUCCUCCCACAACAAUCCCGAUGGCAACCACCAAGACAGCCGGUCCCUGGAAGGAUUGUCUCCAGGUUUUGGAAGAUGGUCACCGAUCCAGUGGGAUCUACUUGAUCAAGCCAACCACCAAUCGCCUGAUGCAGGUCUGGUGUGACCAUCAGGAAGGUCCCAGCGGCUGGACUGUCAUCCAGAGACGGCAAGAUGGCUCGGUCAAUUUCUUCAGGACCUGGGAGAGUUACAAGCAAGGUUUUGGCAACAUUGACGGUGAAUACUGGUUGGGUUUGGAAAACAUCUACUGGCUGACCAAUCAGGAUAACUACAAGCUGCGGAUUGUAAUGGAAGACUGGCAAGGCAGGAGAGUGUUUGCAGAGUACGACGACUUCCGGGUGGAGGCAGAGGGAGACUUCUACAGGAUGAGGUUAGGCCAUUACCAUGGGAACGCCGGAGAUUCCUUAUCCUGGCACAACGGCAAGCAGUUCACCACCCUGGACAGGGAUCGGGAUCUGUACUUAGGUAACUGUGCCCACUACCAGAAAGGAGGCUGGUGGUAUUACACGUGUGCCCACUCAAACCUGAACGGGGUGUGGUAUAAAGGAGGGCACUAUCGCAGCAAGUAUCAGGACGGAGUUUAUUGGGCAGAAUUCCGUGGGGGUGCGUACUCCUUGAAGAGAGUGGUGAUGAUGAUCCGCCCAAACCAGAUCCUGCUGUAAACCCCACUCUCUCAGCACUUGUGUCCCAUUGCCCAUGUUAUCACCUCUUCAUACUAUAUUACACAUUGUGUUACAGUCACCAUUGUAUCCACAACAUUACAAACAACUGAACUACCUACCUAGAGUAUACUAUGGCUUGAGGAGUCUCAAGCCGUUUCUUCUGUUCAGCCUGAACUAGAGAAUGGUCCCGAGAACUAAAGUUAAAAAUCACCCAACA
Messenger RNA from Hemiscyllium ocellatum (epaulette shark), 3246 nucleotides. RefSeq names its product angiopoietin-related protein 2-like. The record is from RefSeq and is a predicted model, not a curated record. The coding region runs from base 1536 to 3029 and encodes 497 amino acids. The transcript is spliced from 6 exons. Lineage: Eukaryota; Metazoa; Chordata; Chondrichthyes; Orectolobiformes; Hemiscylliidae.